Molecule: messenger RNA, 1270 nt
Organism: Drosophila biarmipes
Lineage: Eukaryota; Metazoa; Arthropoda; Insecta; Diptera; Drosophilidae
Product: serine protease inhibitor 42Dd-like
Exons: 4
Coding region: 64-1191 (375 amino acids)
Molecular function (GO): serine-type endopeptidase inhibitor activity
Source: RefSeq, a predicted model, not a curated record
UCGCGAAUAUAUAAUUGCAGAUUUUUGAAUUACUCGCAGUUGAGAGCAGUUGGGAGGAGAACAAUGAAGUAUCUUUGUUUGGUCCUAUUGGCCACGUCAGUUGUAGGUCAGUUCACCGAGCAUCUCUUCCGAAAUUGGGUACAGGAUCAGAAAAGUACUAACUUCAUUGUCUCGACACUAUGCGUCGAAGUUGGUAUGAGCAUGCUCCUCAUGGGGGCGGAGGGAAACACAAAGGAUGAGCUAAGGAGAGCACUGGUCCUUCCAGAAAACAAGAACGAAGUAGCCAAAAUAUACGACAAGCUUUUGACUAACCUCGAAAAGCGAAAGAAGGUGGCCAUGCUCCACAUUGCGAAUCGUCUGUUCGUCAACGAUUCCUAUGGAAUUAAUAGAAACUUCAAUAAGCUUCUGAAGAAGUCGUUCAGAGCGGAGGUAGAGGCGAUCGAUCUGACCGAUCGAUCGAAGGCAGCAUGGACCAUCAGCGAUUGGGUGCUUGAUCAGACCCUCGAUAGCGUAAAAGGUACAAUCACACCCGGCGACUUGAGAUCCGGAGAAAGUGCGAUCCUUGUGAACGCCGCUUUCAUCAAGGGCUACUGGAAGACUAGGUUUGAAAAAAGGAGCACCAAACUCACGACAUUCCAUGUAUCUGCUGCCCAGAAAGGGUUGGUGCACAUGAUGUCUUGUGUGGGUAGAUUUAAGAUGCGAACUUCGGACCAUGACAAAAUCAUUGAGCUGCCUUUCGCCUACUCCAACCUUUCCAUGAUAGUCGUUCUACCCAAAAGUAAUGGGUGUCUCAGAAGGGCAGAAAAAACAAUCGAAAGGUUUUCCGAGACCCUAAGUGAAGUGCAAGUGCAUUUGCAACUGCCCAAAUUUAAAAUCGAAUUUCGCACAGAACUCGUCGAUACUCUUAAAAAGAUGGGAAUAAUCGAUCUCUUUACCAACUCCUCGGACCUCAGCGGCCUGCUGACGGAGACUGGUACCAGAGUUAGCCAAGUCGUGCACAAAGGCUUCAUAGAGAUCAACGAGGAGGGAGCCUCGGCUGGAGCAGCACUCGCAGGGACUGCGCAGGGUUUAUCAGACUAUCCGGGGUCGGUAUAUUCUUUUAGAGCCGAUAGGCCGUUUGUCUUUUUAAUUCGCGGUAAGAAUACCGUUUACUUCCGGGGACGCGUCGUUGAUCCACGGAGUACAUCUUAAAAAACUAUAAAAUUGGAAAAGAAAACGGAAGCCUGAAGAUAGAUGUUAAUGAUUAAAACAAAGUUUUUUCCACACUUUA